Cladocopium goreaui is the source of this 1371-nucleotide messenger RNA. NCBI's taxonomy places the organism in Eukaryota, Dinophyceae, Suessiales, Symbiodiniaceae. The record is from the annotation of a GenBank genome assembly.
AUGGCUGCAGAACCAUCUUUGUCGACGAAGUGCUUAGCAGAAUUUAUUGGAACAUUUCUGCUGGUCUUCACGGUGGAGUGCAAUGUCUCAGUCGGCAACCCGACUUUUGCAGGCUUGUCCAUCGGUAUGGUGCUUUUCGUAUCAAUUCAAGCCCUUGGAGGCAUCAGCGGAGGAAAUUUCAAUCCUGCGGUCUCGGUAUCGCUGGGAUGCUUGCAAGCAUUGAAGGGCCCCGGCAUGGACUGGAAACAGGUUGGCAUCUACAGCGGCGUCCAACUCCUGUCAGGUUUCACCGCCGCUCUGCUGGCCACCGCGAUUUUCGGACAUGGCGCACCGCUACAGCCGGCGAUGGGAUACAGCAUCUUCGCUGCUGGUAUGUGCGAACUUCUCUACACCUUCAUGCUCUGUUUUGUGGUGCUGAACGUCGCAGCCGCCAAGAAGAACAAGGAGGAGAAGGGCCAAUAUUUCGCCCUGGCCAUCGGUUUCUGCAUCGUCUCUGGCGCCUACGGCGCGGGCGCCAUCAGCGGUGGCGCCUUCAACCCGGCGGUGGCGGUGGGACUGGACCUGACCAGCAUUAACAAAGGCUUUGGCAACUGUUUCGUCUAUGUCCUCUUCCAGCUCCUGGGCGGCGGCUUGGCCGCGCUGGCCUUCAGCGUGGUGCGGCCAGCGGACUUGGGCAACAGCGAGAGCGGCGGCAAGCUGCGGGAGCAGCUGAGUAGUGAAUUCCUAGGGACCUUCAUCCUGGUGCUGACGGUGACGAUGAACAUCUUGGCCAGCAACCCGGAUGGCGCCCUGAGUAUCGCAUGCUCGCUGUCGGCCAUGAUCUAUGCCCUGGGGGAUGUAUCGGGCGGCCACUUCAACCCUGCGGUGAGUUGUGCUGUGUUUUGCUCCGGCCGCGACAGGGGCUUCACAGUGCGCAAGGCGCUUCUUUAUGCAUUGGUGCAGAUUAUUGGAGGCAGCGUGGGAACUUUGAUUGGCGUGGGUGUUGCAAGCAAAGCUUUGCCGCCUGUGGAACCCAAGGGGCCCUACCAUUUGACCUCAGCACUGCUAGUGGAGUUUAUCUUCACCUUCACAUUGGCCUAUGUGGUGUUAAGCGUGGCAGUGUCCGCGGUCACAAAGAGCUCUCACUUCUUUGGUUUGGCCAUCGGUUUCUGCGUCGUCGUGGGCGGCUUCGCGGCUGGCAACGUCUCAGGUGGCGCUCUGAACCCUGCGGUGAGCGCAGCACUGGCCCUGUCGGGCGGCGGCAUGGGCAAUGCCAUCGGCUAUGGCUUGGUGCAGUUGCUUGCAGGGAUGCUAGCUGCCACCACCUUCAAGGUGACACAUCCAGAGGAGUUGGAAUCUACAGAAGCCAAGAGCAUCACUGCGGACGCGUGA